AGCUGAUCGAGCACCAAUCCAGAUCAAUUUCCAGGACGCUGUCCAUAGAAAUUUCGUUCAUCGAAUUCGGAUUCCACCAUUUUAAAGACUCGUAUUAAAUUGUAUAAUAUUGAAUUGUAUCAAAUAGUGUCAUAUCACAUUUGAAUAAAUCGCUUGUUGAAGAGAAAAUGUGGAAAUAUUCGGAAUCCCGCCUUCUAUGUAAUAAAUUCGAUUUCGAAGUGCCGCUGGAGGAUUUAUAUCCAGCUAAUUAUUUACAUCCUAAAAUCAGGAUCUUGUACAACUCGGCACUCAAACGAUUCCAGAAAGACAAUAUCACUUCUGAAUUAUUAUUAUCUAGUCAAAACGAGGGCCCCAAUAAUAAAAUCUCUCUGAAGGACAAUUUGUUGAAUACCAAACACCCAAAACUGGAUGGAACAGCACAGUCUUUUAUUUGGCUUAUUGAACAUUUUCUUGGACUGCUUCCACUACCACUUUUGGCACCUUACAUGAAUGGAUACUACUUCAACUGGUUCUAUUUAUCACAGAAAUGCACAGGUAUUUUCAAUGAUAAAAAUUACAAGAGAAAAACGAAGAAUUUCAAUUACUGCGAUAUUCAAAUACAUACAGAAAUUUCGAGGUUACCUGCCCAACAUAAACUUUUAUUAAACGAACAUAUCGAAUUCAUAAGGAACAUAUCAUUCAUCAAUGAAAGAAAAAAGAUGAAGAAUGUUAUCUACUACAGCAAGUAUUUCACAGCUUGUCUUUUACUGAGACCUUUUCGCUCAGGUUUAAAUGAAAAUUCAGAAAAGGAUUACUAUUUUCUUAUAAUAUAUCUAGUAUUAAGAUGGCCUUAUAUAAGUAAAAUAAUGGUAGAAACAACACUUAUAAACGAAAAGCUUGAGUUAGACCAAUUAUCUCUAGUAUCAGGACAGUCUUUCGCAUCUAAUAAAUCGGUAAACAAUGUUGAGGAAAAGAUAAAUAUGGACAGAAUUUCAAAUUCGUCUGACAGGAAGUAUUUGAGUAACUUAAAGAAUUUUAGAACUUCUUCAGAAAUGAGCAUUGCUCAUAAUGCAGUUCAAAGAAUAUCUAAAGAAUUAUCUGCAAUCACUGUGUUUAAUGAAGUUGAAGAACGUUCAAUUGAAGAACCUAUAGAUGACAUUGAAACUAUAAAACCUAAAAAAGAUUAUACUGUUUCCAAAGAAACUGCCACUGAAAUUGAACAGAGUAAAGAAUGCCAUUUGGAAGUGAACCAAAAGGAACAGAACACCACUAAUAUGAUAGGAGAUACCGGCACAAACAUUUCAGAACAAAAAGAGAAGGAAACAAACCAGAUAGAGAAACAUGUUUUGUCAUCAGUUGAAAUUCAGAACAAUAAAGAAAAAUUCAAUAAAAGCCAAAAUGAGGAAGAACCUCAAAAUACUAAUAAAAAAACAAAAGUUUUAGAGUCACAUUCUACACCAGAAGUUACCAGUAAAAGCCCAGAGAAUAUCAACAUAGAUACCAAUAUCUUGAAGAGAAUUUCUAAAGUUGGUUGGACUUACACUCCACCAAAAGGCAAGGAAAGGCAAGAGACUCAGAACAACAAUGCAGAAAAUGUUGCAGAUGACGAAAUCACAAAUCAAGAACUGAUAGAAAAUUCUCAAAGUGAAUCAAGUUUGAGGAAGUAUCCUAGUGUGAAAAGCUUUAAAUCCAGAUUAUCCUUCCUGAAGAUUAAAAAGAAAAAAAGUGGAAACAGGACAUCAAGUACGAAUUUUAAGUACACUAAAAUAUGUUCUUGAAUUGUAAGUUGUAACUUGUUUACAAAAUAAAAUAAAUUGUAUGAA
Molecule: messenger RNA, 1802 nt
Organism: Harmonia axyridis
Lineage: Eukaryota; Metazoa; Arthropoda; Insecta; Coleoptera; Coccinellidae
Exons: 1
Coding region: 168-1757 (529 amino acids)
Source: RefSeq, a predicted model, not a curated record